AUGCCAACGCUUGCAGCUCCCACGACAACACGAUCUCCGCCUUUCCACCGACGUAGGAAGUCCUGGGCACGAAAUAUUGAACGAUGUUGCUGUACGACCUUCGCAUACUUCCCGCUAGUCUUCGUGUAUGGUCUCACUUCUUGGGCAGUAUACGUUGAAGUGAAUGUCAGCUUCAUAGGCGCGACAUACAGUGACUGGGCACCAUACAUACGCGCAGGUAUCGGCAUACUCCUCUACUCACUAGCGAAUGUCAGCUACACGAUCGCAGUCUUCACCGAUCCAGGCUCUCCGAUUGAUGGUCCAAAAGGGAACUACGAAGGACUUCCGCAGUAUGAAGAUGAGGAUGUUCAGGAAGCUGCGACCGUUCCUCGUGAAUGGAUGAAUGGAUCUGUUACUGCGAAGAGCACGGGAAAGCCGAGAUACUGCAAGAAAUGCAACAGCGUGAAACCAGAUCGAGCACAUCACUGUUCGACUUGUCGGAAAUGUGUUCUGAAAAUGGACCAUCAUUGUCCUUGGCUUGCGACCUGUGUUGGCUUGCGCAAUUACAAGGCCUUUAUACUAUUCUUGGUUUACACGAGCCUGUUCUGCUGGACGGAUUUCUUGGUCAGUGCAUGGUGGGUCUGGCAGGAGUUCAAUGAUCGUGUGCAAACUAUGCAAGGCAUGUUGGUCGUUAAUACCAUCUUGCUUUCCGUUCUCGGAGGAAUAAUAGGACUAGUCCUUUCUGGUUUUACUGGAUGGCAUAUCUACUUGUUGCUGAGUGGACAGACCACGAUCGAGAGUCUGGAGAAGACAAGAUAUCUGAGUCCACUGAAGAAAAGUAUGGAGAAUCAGCUGAAUGACCCCAAUCGACAUGGCCUGACAGCUGAGGGCAGCAGUUCUGGAGCAGCUUCGCCGAACACUCAAUCAGUGACGGAUCGGCUGAAGGAGAUUCAUGCGAAUGCGCUGCCCGGAGUGCUCAGACCAGAGGAGGGAGAUGUGUCUUUGCAUAACUCUCGGAACACAUCACCAGUCCCGCCUCCGGCCGCAGCAAGCUCGUCACCUGCACAUCAGAGUUUGCAGCGCUCAUAUGCUUCCAUGGAAGCUCAGCGGGAGCAGGAGCGAUAUCAGAACUAUCUCGAUGAAGUAGACAGCGAAAAGCUGCCAAACGCUUUUGACCUCGGGUGGAAGCGAAAUGUCGUCCAUGUCAUGGGUCCCGACCCAAAGUAUUGGUUCCUACCAAUCUGCAAUACGACGGGCGAUGGCUGGCAGUGGGAGACGAGUCCCAAGUUCCACGAAGCGAAAGACCGCAUCGCUCGCGAGCGCGAGCAA
This is a messenger RNA of Pseudocercospora fijiensis CIRAD86, 1308 nucleotides long. RefSeq lists its product as uncharacterized. Lineage: Eukaryota; Fungi; Ascomycota; Dothideomycetes; Mycosphaerellales; Mycosphaerellaceae. Gene Ontology annotation, cellular component: Golgi apparatus; endoplasmic reticulum. The record is from RefSeq and is a predicted model, not a curated record. Gene Ontology annotation, molecular function: protein-cysteine S-palmitoyltransferase activity. The annotation marks the transcript as partial. The transcript is spliced from 2 exons. Gene Ontology annotation, biological process: peptidyl-L-cysteine S-palmitoylation; protein targeting to membrane.